UCCAGGCCCCCGGGAGAAUGAAACCGAUGGUGCGCCGGCGAGCUUUGGCACCCAUAGCGGCACUUGCACUGGUAGUCCUCGCAUGGAUUGUGUUGAUCCACAGUUCCAUUCUCCAAAACAAUGCCUUCACAUUCCUCCGAGGUGAGCGGUCGAAAGCAGCACGUUCCCUGCGCUUUCACCCCGUCAAGGAUUCCAAGAAUGGUACCAGCUACGUGUUCAUGUCCCAGAUCCAAGACACAAAUCGGACAGGGGUCCCCGAAUUCUUCUACUUCAACACCUCCGCCUCGUCCAGAGUCUUGUGCUUUAGAGGCAACAGCACCCGAGAUGGCACCAAGAACCUGUACGCAUUUGCUGAGCAGCAUGUGCCAGGGGACGCGCUGCUUCUGCCGGGAACAACCCUCGUCUCGGAUUCUCAUUUUGAUUUCGCCAACCCCUGGCAUUCUAUGUAUAACCUCAUCCAAUUCGUCCACUGGAGGAUGGACAGCCGCUGCCAACGGAGCGAUAGAAUGUUAAUCUUCCACCGGGGGGAGAUACGUCACGAUCUGGGAGCUUGGAUCCGGAGCGUCUUGGAUUCCAACGGUGUCACCACAGGCGUGGACACAAUGAGGUACCAUCCAGAAGGCAGGGUGGUGUGCUUCCAAAGAGCAGUUGUGAGCAGGAGAGGUAUUGGGGGCGUUUCAGGGGCUGUGUUGAGGGACUUGUUCGAGCAGGUUCGGUGCCGGACCCGACAAUGGUGCGGAGUAGGCAGUGGGGUUAACGAUGACGACACGACCGUCCGUGUCGCGCUUGUGGCCCGAGAACGAGGGCGUGCCUUUGUCAACCUGAGUGAUUGGAAGCAUGCCGUCAAGCUCGUGUGUGAGGUGCGGCCCCAUUGCCAGUGGUCCGUCGUCUGGUUUUCAGCUCUUGAUUUCUGCUCCCAGGUAAAGCUGAUGAGCACAACCGAUAUUCUUGUAUCUGUUCACGGUGCUCAGCUCACCAACAUGAUUUUCAUGAAUCCUGGGAGCAGAAUUCUUGAGGCAUUUCCCCAGGGCUGGUUGCAGCUUGCAGGGAACGGUCAAUUCAUCUACAAGCACCUGGCUGACUGGGCUGGCCUUGGGCAUGAAGGCUAUUGGAGAGACGGAGGGACGGCCAAAUGCCCCAUGGAUUCUUCCAGUCCAGGACAAUGCUUCAGCCUUCAUUACAAAAACAAGCCUGUGGGAAUCAACUCGACAUUUAUUGUAAAGUGGCUGGCAGAAGUCCUGUCAAACUUUUCUUGCACAGCCCGGGCAUCUUUGACAAAACAGGAAUGCAAAUGUAGCGUCGAGCCUGGGGCUGAUGAUAGGCUAAGCUAAAUAAUAAGGCCCAUUCUCCA
This is a messenger RNA of Selaginella moellendorffii, 1351 nucleotides long. RefSeq lists its product as uncharacterized. NCBI's taxonomy places the organism in Eukaryota, Viridiplantae, Streptophyta, Lycopodiopsida, Selaginellales, Selaginellaceae. The record is from RefSeq and is a predicted model, not a curated record. Gene Ontology annotation, molecular function: glycosyltransferase activity. The coding region runs from base 18 to 1331 and encodes 437 amino acids. The transcript is spliced from 2 exons.